This is a messenger RNA of Vitis riparia (riverbank grape), 786 nucleotides long. Its product is annotated as histone H2A. Lineage: Eukaryota; Viridiplantae; Streptophyta; Magnoliopsida; Vitales; Vitaceae. The record is from RefSeq and is a predicted model, not a curated record. The transcript has 2 exons. Gene Ontology annotation, molecular function: DNA binding; structural constituent of chromatin; protein heterodimerization activity. Gene Ontology annotation, cellular component: nucleosome. The coding region runs from base 90 to 539 and encodes 149 amino acids.
ACGAUAGCACUCACGAAUUGCUCGUUUCGGACGGUGAUACCUGUUUUGUUUUCUCGGGAAUUUGAUUUUCCGCCGACUGUAUCCGGGAAAUGGAGGCUGCUGGAAAGGUGAAGAAGGGUGCCGGAGGAAGGAAGGGCGGUGGUCCCAAGAAGAAACCCGUAUCCCGCUCCGUCAAAGCUGGUCUUCAAUUCCCGGUCGGUCGUAUCGGCAGAUACCUCAAGAAGGGCCGUUAUUCUCAGCGCGUUGGAACUGGUGCCCCGGUCUACCUCGCUGCCGUGCUGGAGUACCUAGCUGCUGAGGUUUUGGAGUUGGCUGGAAAUGCAGCAAGGGAUAACAAGAAGAACAGGAUAAUCCCGAGGCAUGUUUUGUUGGCUGUGAGAAAUGAUGAAGAACUUGGGAAGCUUCUAGCUGGAGUCACAAUUGCUCAUGGUGGUGUCCUGCCGAACAUCAACCCUGUUCUUCUUCCAAAGAAGUCUGACAAGGCAGCAAAGGAACCCAAGUCGCCAUCCAAGGCCACCAAAUCUCCCAGAAAGGCUUAGUUUAUCAAUUGUGUUAGAGAAAGACUUGUCUUCUUCUUAUCUCUCCCUGUAUGUAGUCCCCCUUCUCUGUCUAUGGGUGAUAGGAAAGCUUUAUUCGAUCAGAAAAUAGGAGCAUUGUACUCUUUGUUUCCAUGUUCUCUUAGGACAUUCUGUUUCAAAUGAAUGAAAUUCAGUUUUCAGAUAAUUUCAGGGUUUUUUAAUAGAGAUGCUUUACUAUUUGGUAAGGUUUUUGUGUAUUGAUUAGAAA